AAGUGUGUGUCUAUUCAUAUCACUCACUCUCUCUCUUCCUCACUCUCACAUCCUCCCUCUCUUUAUUUUUUCUCUCUCACCACAAGAAACGCCCUCGUUCAUUAAAAAUGAUGACGGUGGGCAGAUCCGGAGGCACCGUCGUCCUAUUGUUCUGCCUAUCAUUCUUCGCGGCGGUAACCGCCGAGAGUCCAUACCGAUUCUUUGACUGGAAUGUAACAUACGGCGACAUUUACCCACUCGGUGUUCGUCAGCAGGGAAUAUUGAUUAAUGGGAAAUUUCCGGGACCGGACAUUCACAGUGUGACAAACGACAAUCUCAUCAUUAACGUACACAACAGCUUAGACGAGCCUUUUUUAAUCUCAUGGAACGGAAUACAAAACAGAAGAAAUUCUUAUGUUGAUGGAAUGUACGGAACCACGUGUCCAAUUCCACCGAGAAGCAACUACACAUACAUUUUGCAAGUGAAAGACCAAAUUGGAAGUUUCUAUUACUUCCCAUCUCUUGCUUUUCACAAGGCAGCUGGUGCAUUCGGAGGUAUCAGAAUCCUUAGUCGUCCUGGAAUUCCAGUUCCAUUCGCUGACCCUGCAGGAGAUUAUACUGUCCUCAUUGGAGAUUGGUACAAAUCUAAUCACACGGAUUUGAAGUCUCGUCUUGACAGAGGAAGGAAGUUACCUUCGCCUGAUGGUAUUCUUAUCAAUGGCCGAAGCAACGGUGCUACCUUAAACGUUGAACAAGGAAAAACAUACCGAUUGAGGAUAUCAAACGUUGGAUUACAAGAUUCUCUAAACUUCAGAAUCCAAAACCACAGAAUGAAGCUUGUGGAAGUCGAAGGGACGCACACACUUCAAACCAUGUUUUCCUCAUUGGACGUUCACGUUGGCCAGUCUUACUCCGUUCUGAUUACUGCUGACCAAUCUCCUCGUGACUACUACGUGGUUGUCUCGUCUCGGUUCACGGAUAAAAUCAUAACAACCACUGGCGUUCUUCGUUACAGUGGCUCGUCCACCCCAGCUUCUGGUCCUAUUCCUGGUGGUCCCACAAUUCAGGUUGAUUGGUCAUUGAACCAAGCACGUGCCAUCAGAACCAAUUUGACAGCUAGUGGACCAAGACCUAACCCGCAAGGCUCAUACCAUUAUGGUCUUAUACCGCUCAUUAGGACUAUUGUUUUCGGUAGUUCAGCCGGACAGAUAAAUGGGAAACAAAGAUAUGGUGUCAAUAGUGUGUCAUUUGUGCCAGCUGAUACCCCUCUAAAACUGGCUGACUUCUUCAAGAUUAGUGGUGUCUAUAAGAUCAACAGCAUCUCGGACAAACCCACAUAUGGAGGUUUAUACCUUGACACAUCCGUUUUGCAAGUCGACUAUCGAACCUUUAUCGAGAUUGUAUUCGAGAACCAAGAAGAUAUCGUCCAAAGUUAUCAUCUCAAUGGUUACUCCUUUUGGGUUGUCGGGAUGGAUGGUGGACAGUGGAAGACAGGAAGCAGAAAUGGUUAUAAUUUACGCGAUGCAGUUUCACGUUCCACAGUCCAAGUGUACCCAAAAUCAUGGACAGCCAUUUACAUUGCAUUAGACAACGUAGGAAUGUGGAACUUAAGAUCAGAGUUUUGGGCAAGACAGUACUUGGGACAACAACUUUAUUUACGUGUCUUCACGUCAUCAACGUCUUUGAGAGAUGAGUACCCUAUCCCGAAGAAUUCGCGUUUGUGCGGCCGGGCAAGAGGACGACAUACUAGGCCUUUGUAAGGAAGAUAUACAAUUACGUGAAAGUCGUCAUAUCCAUACACGUUUAAGUUAUAUAUAUGUUAUUCUUGCGAAGACUUGCAAGGUUACAAUGCGAGAGAGGAUGUAGUAAUAAUCUAGUUUGAAGUGA
Messenger RNA from Arabidopsis arenosa, 1866 nucleotides. Lineage: Eukaryota; Viridiplantae; Streptophyta; Magnoliopsida; Brassicales; Brassicaceae. The record is from the annotation of a GenBank genome assembly.